Molecule: messenger RNA, 3341 nt
Organism: Anneissia japonica
Lineage: Eukaryota; Metazoa; Echinodermata; Crinoidea; Comatulida; Comatulidae
Product: thyrotropin-releasing hormone receptor-like
Exons: 2
Coding region: 310-1473 (387 amino acids)
Biological process (GO): G protein-coupled receptor signaling pathway
Cellular component (GO): plasma membrane
Molecular function (GO): G protein-coupled receptor activity
Source: RefSeq, a predicted model, not a curated record
GUAUCGGGGACAGCUGUUCCUUAAAUGCGCGAGAAUUCCUUUCAAUUUUGGUCUACGACUGAUUGGAACAUGAUCUAAACAGGGCACUCACCAAGCACGACGGUUGUCGGUCGACGCGAUUCUAGGGAGAAUGCAACGCCACGACGCGCAGCAGAUCAUUUUUUCACUGACGAUCCGUUCAACCUGCCACUGACAAUAAGCAGACGGUAUCGCAUUGACUAUCGCUAGAAGGGAGUUGUGUUAAAUUCGUCGGCCGACGGUCGUACUGCAGACGUAUGGCGAAGUGAGUGUCCGGCUUUUAAGUAAACCAUGAGUUCUUGGACACUUAAUUCUCCACCGUAUAGAAUUAGCAAAACAAUCGACAUGGUGGAAGAGUGUAUUAAUGUUACCGUUUACGAAGCUGAAGCGUUAGUGUACUCUACAGGCGAUAAAUUCAACACCAUUGUCAUCUUGCCGCUAUUCUUGCUGGUCGGUUUGGCGGGAAACGGUGCAUUUUUGAUCGUCAUGAUGAAAGUACCAAACAUGCAGACGGCGACGAAUGGAUACUUAGUGAAUCUGGCCGUUGCUGAUAUAAUGUUUCUUGUUUUUGCAGUCAGUGAAAAAAUUAUUUACCUGAUUGCCUCACCCAUUGUUAUUGACAAGAGUGUAUUUGGUUCGACUGGUUGUGCUGUGGUAGAGAUGGCAAUUAGUACGUCGUAUUUUGCAUCUUUGUUCUUUAUAACGCUUGUGACUACGGAACGCUAUUAUGCAGUAUGUACACCGCACGAACGACAUGACACAAAGAAGAAGUCCGUAAUAAAAAUUAUAUUGGCGUGGAUAGUUGCAGGUAUCUUAUCAAGUACAUUAUUGGGUUCAUUGUUGGAAAAAUUCGAAGUUUGUAUCUUGUGGCCAGAUGGAUAUGAGCACUUUCCGACGCACAUAAUGCAAUGUAAUUACGUUAAACUGUGGAUGUCUGUCUAUGGAAGUUUUCUACAAGGCUUCUUGUUUAUUAUUGUGUUUCUCGCCAACACGCUGAUGUAUUUCAAAAUCGUGUGCGCACUUGGAGAACGAUUGCAAUUGAAGCGCGACGAUUACGCAUGUCUGAAAAGGGACAAGAAUGUGCAAUUAAGAAAUCAGAUAACUAGAACAGUUAUUAUCAAUGGCUGUGCGUUUUUUUUCUGCUUAGCUCCAAUUGAAUUUUCAUCUAUAUUUUAUGGCAUAUCUGAUAUAAACAAUCACCCGAUCUUAAAUCCUAAUCAACGCAAACGAUUGGUGUUUGUAGUGCGUGCCCUGUUAUACAUAAACGCUAUUAUAAACCCGAUCAUUUACAUAUGUACCAGUCCUCGGUAUCGGGAGGCUUUCAAGACAGUUUUCUGCGGCAAAAAGAACCAAGAUGACGUAGCUAUUGCAAACUCAUCAAUAACACAGCAAACUCACGGUAGCAGCAUGCGAAGCAAACGAACACUUCAAACAACACAGGAAACAUCAUGCUAAGCUAGAUCGUAAUUUGCAUCUGAAAGAAAACUUUUUUAGUAAACAUAGAGGGCUCUCUUUAUGGAACCUUCCAUUACUUUUACGGGGAUUCUAUACCUGAUUAAAAGUCACAGAGAGACAAUGCAAUAAAAAUUCAAUAGUUUAUUUCAAAUAAAAAAUGACGUCAAGUAAAGUAAAAUUAUUUAUACUAAUAUAAUCGUUAUGAAGUAAACGUUUUAGUCACUAACCGACAGCUUCUACGAAUUAAGUAGAAUGAUCUGAGAAGCAGGAAAUGUUGUCCAUGUUCUGGAAUAUAAUAGUAUUGUCUUUAGGCCUUCUUGGUAUUCGUCAUUGCAUUUUAAUAGCUUGCUAUGUGUAGGUUAAUUAUCAUACUAGUUUAAAUAUAUAUAUAUAUAUAUAUAUAUAUAUAUAUAUUUCAAUUAGUGUGUCUUUUUUUGGAGCGUUUUUUAGAACAUUGCGUUUCCGUAUACACAGAUACACAUACGGCCAUGUCUCGAGGUGAGACAGAGAUGACUAUUACUCAUCAAUUUAUCUUAGAAUAGAAAUAUUACACUGUUGAUUACAUUUAAUACAUUAUAAAGCGAAAGCAAAAAAAGAAAUGACAUUGGCUCAUUAAAAUAGAUGAGUAUAUUAUGCAGUUGUGUUGGAGAUGGGCUCAUGAGGACCCUUGCAGAUGCCGAGAGGAGCAGAACAAUUUGGCCUAUUCUUUGUCACGAACCGACGGGCAGUAAAUAAAGAGGCAAUUCCUGAAGCAGCACUCACUGCGUCGUACGACCGUCUUCGUAAGACGAAUCCAACUCCACUUUAUGUGAGCGCUAGACGAAGCGAUGCAUCGUCGGUGGCAGUCUGGACGGGUUGCCAUUAAAAACGAUCCGUUGCACGCACGCGCAGUGAGUGCCUGGCUUAUUCAGAAGAUAGACCUUUCUUUAACCAUAGCUUUCUCUAUGCUUUAACCUGCACAUGGAUGAUAUGCAGUCUACUCAUAACCAUUGGCUUAGACUGUGUCAAUCAGGGCGUCGCCAAGAUACACUGAUUGUAAAAUAUCGUUGAAAAAUAGUAUUCGUUCGAUAGGUUUGAUUAGUGAUCACAAUAAUUUGCUUAGGAGAGAUGUUUUGCCCUGCCUGACGUUAUCGUACUGAAUACUCAGUACCUUUCCAAACAUUUAAGAUAAAAUUCCCUCAAGUGAUUUGGUUGGGAUUCGAACCCACGACCUACAUAUAUCUAGCUUGGUAUCAUAACCACUACACGACCGAGCUUGCGAUUAUUAGUUAGUGUUGAAUCCGGUCCCCAAGUACCAGCGGGUACUGCAGUACUGUCUAGUUAAUGUGAUUGUACAAGCCCAUGCUACUUAACCAUUACGCUCGCGCAUAAUAGGCCUAUGUUUGUAUACGAAUGCAUACUUACCUAUUCUAAGUAUUAUCGAUAAUGAAGCGACAUAUCAAUUCUAGCAGGCCCGUCGAUUAGGCAAAGCUCGCGUAAGCAAAUUAAGGAUCUGGAUCACAAACACAUUGAAGUCUAAGAUUAUACAUCAUGCCGAUCGCACAGGCUAAGCGGCUGUCUCAUAUAUUUUUUACAAGUGUUCUUUAGAAAUAAAUAAUCGUAAUUCGUCGAUUGUCACGUUUUAAUUUAAGCAAUAAAACACAGAUUACAGGAACGAGCCCAUUCUUUUUGUAGUGUCUACGUCAGCACUAUGUUAUUUGGUAUUCCACAGUUACGGUGCCGUAUAAAGCUAUAGGCCUACAUUGUAUAUUCUGCCUAUAAUUUAGUACUGUACUAAGUUAAGUGUUAUAUUGCCAUGUGUUUUAGUAUAUUGCUUAGGCCUAUUCAUUAAAUCCAUCAACUGUAAGUAUACAAGUGUACAAGCGAAA